Pogona vitticeps (central bearded dragon) is the source of this 4110-nucleotide messenger RNA. It is a transcript of the gene BHLHE40, whose product is annotated as basic helix-loop-helix family member e40. Gene Ontology annotation, biological process: regulation of DNA-templated transcription. Lineage: Eukaryota; Metazoa; Chordata; Lepidosauria; Squamata; Agamidae. The record is from RefSeq and is a predicted model, not a curated record. Gene Ontology annotation, molecular function: DNA binding; protein dimerization activity.
CUCCGGUAGCAGCCAGACGUGCCUGGAGUCACAGGGUAGAACACGUCGCUCCAGUCCACCCACUCGCUCAGAUUUAACCCAGCCUGCCGCCUGCAGCUUGACUCCUCUCAGCUCUCCCCGUUCACACAGCCGUCGAGUGGCUGCAAAGUGGAGGGGCAGGAAUCCUCAUCGCCGCCGCUUGCCUCCAGAGGAGCGCCACACCGUCCCAGUCAGCGCCUUGGCUGGGCUUUUGCUUUGCCAGGGGGUCCAGGAGCUGGGUGGCCGCGGAGGAGAUCCCGGCUCUUUCCUUGGCUUCCGAUUGCCAGCCUUUCACCUCUGGAGAGAUCUCGGGUUGGCAAAAAAAGAAACACGAAGCAGACCCGGUUCGAUGGAACAUAUCCCGAGCGCUCAGCCGCCGCCGCCGCCGCCACCACCUUGCCUGGGCACGCUGGCUCCGCUAGAGAACAACGAGAUGCCAGGGUUGGACUUCGCUCACAUGUAUCAAGUUUAUAAACCUAGAAGAGGGUUAAAAAGAGGCGACGAUAGUAAGGAGACCUAUAAGUUGCCCCACAGACUGAUAGAGAAAAAAAGACGUGACAGGAUUAAUGAAUGCAUUGCCCAGCUGAAAGAUCUCUUACCAGAACAUCUCAAACUUACAACAUUAGGACACUUGGAAAAGGCGGUGGUUCUUGAGCUUACCUUGAAGCAUGUGAAAGCACUAACGAGUCUGAUUGAACAGCAGCAGCAACAGAUCAUUGCACUUCAGAAAGGUUUGCAUACUGAUGAGCUGCCACCAAGGAGCCUUGAUUCUAGCCAGGAGGUGUUUCGGUCUGGUUUCCAGAUGUGUGCCAAAGAAGUGUUGCAAUAUGUGGCCAAACAUGAGAAUGCCAAGGAACUGAAAUCUUCACAGCUCAUCAGCCACCUACACAGAAUGGCUUCUGAGGUUCUGCAGAACGGAACUAGCCGGAAGUCCGGGGAUGCUGCUCCCAAACUUAUGGACCUGAAGGAAAAAUCUGGUUCUCUGACCAAAGCUGCUGAGGCCCAUGGGAAAAAUUGUGUGCCUGUGAUCCAGAGGACUUUUGCUCACUCCUGUGGAGAGCAGAGUGGGAGUGACACCGACACAGACAGUGGAUAUGGGGGAGAACUGGAAAAAAGUGACUCCAAAUCUGACACCCAGUAUUUUAAAAAGGAGUCUGAACUCAAGUAUGCUGUACAGGAAAGAAUCAGUGCCAUCAAACGAGAGAACGAGGACCCACCGGCCAAAAGGACCAGGAUGGAACUAUCGGAGGACGAAGACCAUUUUAGUGGUGACAUGCUUAGCUCUUCCUCAGGCAGCUUCUUGGGCCCUCACUCCCACCAGCCACCUCUGUGCCUGCCUUUCUAUUUAAUUCCACCCUCUGCAACAGCCUACUUGCCUAUGCUGGAGAAGUGUUGGUAUCCGGCCUCUGUGCCUGUCUUGUAUCCCAGCCUCCCGGCUUCUGCUGCAGCCCUUUCAGGGUUAAUGAGCCCAGAGAAAAUGUCUGCUCCUUUACUAAUGCCUCAGCGACUCCCAUCUCCUGCACCUUCCCAUUCUCCUAUGGACUCAACAGCUCUGCUCCAGGCCUUGAAACAGAUGUCUCCUUUGAAUUUGGAAACCAAAGACUAAACAUAGAGUGACUUUCUCUCCAGAUGUUCUCCCCCCCCUUCCCCUGUUUGGUUGAGUUUGAAAUUAUUUCAGGGUUUUCUCCCCACUAAACUGGCUGAAUAGGGGAGAAUGAAGAAACUUAUUUGUGUGUUGGGAAGCCAGGUCGUCUUCUGCUCUGAGCACCCAGGAAAAUUUAGGAAAGGCCUUUGACGGUAUACCCAACUUAGUGAAACAAAAGAGAAAGUGGUUGUUUCUUUUAAUUUUUUUUUAAAAUAUUGAUGUGCUUUUUAUUUCCUGCCAUCUACAGAAUGAUACCUGAUUUAGUCAGCUAGGAUUAUAUUUCUAAGCUGUGAAAGAAAAUGGAGACAUUAGACAGAGAGAGGGCCUGGGAGUAUAAGCAAAUGCGAUAUUUCUGAUGAGCACUUUUCGAAGUAAUAAUCUAGAGAGCCAAGAGCUAGAACUGAACAGUGUGGGCUUCCCCAUCUUGAUGCUAUAGAGAUACAAGAUUUUUAAUAUAAAACACACAUGCCACGCACACUCACAGAGCUACUGAAGCACUGGUAUUAAUUCUGCAAGUAGCAGUCACUGGGUGAUAGAACACAGUAGAUGAUUUGGGGAGACUUUGAGAUGAGUUUCUCAUCAUGUUUCUGCUGAAUAAACAUUAUGUUUUAAAAGCUGCCUAGAAGUUUUGUGUAGCUUGAGCUGCUAGAUAAGGAUUUACUGCGUGGAGGGCAUUCGGUGGGAAUGGCCCAUGUAUAUCCCUGUUCCUUGCACUAGUCAUUGCUGAUAAUAACUACUAGAGAGGAACUUUUGGGACCAUCAAUAAAAAUGCAGAAUAUUUAAAGAGAUGGGCAAACUCUGACUAGCAUGAAAUAGUAUCAGAUGAAUAAUAUGGGGAUGCCCCUGGCUCUUACAGGAUAACUUGAGCUGUUUUCUAGCUGUUAGAAGAGAGAGUCUCCUAUCCCCAUCCUUCUGAGGAUCAGUAUAAAUUGCUGUCACAGCCAAUAGUUUCCGAUUGGCUAUAAUUGUCAGAAUGAAAGCCUUACUAAAUAGCUCAUUGCAGAGCCAUUGUGAGCCCCUGGCAUGACCAAAUUGUUGCCUAGGGCUGAUGAAUGUUGGAGAAUCAAAAACAAUCUAUCUUUUAUCUUUUCGCCUCCUUUCUUGGACCUCAUGAGGAUUAAGUGUGGGUUAUGUGCCAUUUUGUACCACUAAAGGAAUAGAUGGGGAUCCUGGCUAUGGUGCAGACUGGAUUUGGGGGUUGCAGCCGGGUGGGUGGGUGGUAGCCGAAACAAUACUCCCAAAAUAGUAGCUCUUAUUUCCGGUUUGGACUGGUUCUUUCUUUCCCACCCCCACCACAGUUUUGAACAGCUUGAAGAAAUUAAAUUUGGAGACAGAAAAGUAAAGGUUUGGCACCUGAAAUAACUUACUUAUGUUCUGCUAAGGCGGUCCCUUGAAGGAUCAUGGGAUGUUGGCAAGCAAUACUUCUCUGCCAGGUGGCAAUGACAAAUGUUCCUGUGGGCCCUCAUGAAAACCAGGUGUGCUUUUUCAGUGCAGUCCUGCAGGUAGACAACAAUCAUACGCACUCUUGUUUGAUUUCGGAAGCUAAGCAGAGUCAGAGUGGUUAAUGUUUGGAUGGAAGGCCACCAGGGAUUUCCAUAUAACACUAGAAAAGUAUCCUACUUCGGGUAGGUACAAUUUUGAAGAGCUGCUGCCAGUCAAGAGUUGACAGUAUCGGGUUAGAUGGACCAAGAGCCUGACUUUAUAUUCUUAAAAGUUACACUCUCCCACACAAAUCUGAUUGUGACUUGCAUAAUUUCUGGAGUUUCACCUAAAUGAAUUGCUAGAUUCACUGCUCAACUGUGAACCACCUUUUCCUGGGCUAGUUCCCACACAGCGCUGGUGCGCUACAGCACCAAACUAAGAAAUUUGAGAACGUAUCAGAUGAGCCUCCAGAUCUACCUUAGACUGAACACAUUCUGCAUUGAUGAAGUACUCCAUCUGAUUCUAGCUCUUUAGAAAUGAUAAUCCAUGUCGAAUGGUGGUAUCAUCUAGAAGUUUUGAGAAAUCCAUAGAGCGACUUGUCCUAUGAGCUCUCAUUAUGCUAUUGCACCAAGUCCUAGAAUGCACUGUGUUCAACUGCAAAUCGUGUUUGACCAUUGUAUUUUAUUGCUGGAUUUAAAAACAUUUUUUUGUACACAGUUGUUGCCUUUAUUUCUAAAAUCUGUUUAAAUGUGUAUAUAUAAAUAUAUAGUACAUGGAUAUGUAAAAUAAAAUGUUUCAGAAGUCUAUUAUUUGUAAAACUACUUAAGUACAAAGAAAGUGGGGAAAUAUGAAUGUAUUCCUGUUACUUUUAAAUGAGGAGAAUCUUUUGUUCUUCCUCUAGGAAGAGGUACGAGUGUUUAUAUUUUUGAACCUUCUUGAAGGUGGAGAUAUUGUAAAUAUUUUUAUCAGAGUAAAUGUUAAGUAGUUGUUUUAAAAAAACUUAAUAAAAUUCUUUUCCUGUGGAA